Scatophagus argus is the source of this 2154-nucleotide messenger RNA. It is a transcript of the gene tsn, whose product is annotated as translin. The record is from RefSeq and is a predicted model, not a curated record. Gene Ontology annotation, cellular component: cytoplasm; nucleus. Bases 133 to 852 code for a protein of 239 amino acids. Gene Ontology annotation, biological process: RNA metabolic process. Gene Ontology annotation, molecular function: single-stranded DNA binding; sequence-specific DNA binding; RNA binding. The transcript has 6 exons. NCBI's taxonomy places the organism in Eukaryota, Metazoa, Chordata, Actinopteri, Scatophagidae.
GUGAUGACAUCAUCUCCAGGCGCCAAACCAAGCGCGGAUGCGGAGGGGACGUGUCUCAUGCACGUUGAUGUUUUAUGAAUUAGCUGCAGACACGCUCAUUAUUGUCCUGCAACGGUUUUAUUCUGAUCAGAAAUGUCUGUUACCGAGAUGUUCAGUUAUAUUCAGGGCUUCCUGAGCGCCGACCAGGACAUCAGAGAGGAUAUCCGUAAGGUGGUCCAGACAUUGGAGCAGACUGCCAGAGAAAUACUAACAGUACUCCAAAGUGUCCACCAACCAUCUGGAUUCAAAGAAAUCUGUAAAAUUAGUCUAUUUUCUAUUCUCACAUUAGUUCCCGGUAAAUGUGCAAAGGCACGGGAGUUGUUCUGCACGGUGAAGACACAAAUUGCUGACCUCAAAACAAAAUUUCCUGUGGAGCAGUAUUACAGGUUCCAUGAGCAUUGGCGGUUUGUCCUGCAGCGCUUGACUUUCUUAUCGGCCUUUGUUGUCUACCUGGAGAGUGAAGCUCUUGUGAGUCGAGAAGAAGUGGCCCAGAUACUUGGGAUUGAGGUGGUGCGAGAGAAAGGCUUUCACCUGGAUAUAGAAGACUACCUGGCUGGUGUGCUGAUCAUGGCUAGUGAACUGUCUCGGUUGGCAGUAAACAGCGUCACAGCAGGUGACUACAACCGGCCCCUCCGAAUCUCCAACUUCAUCAACGAGCUGGACUCAGGCUUCCGCCUGCUCAACCUGAAGAACGACCCUCUGAGGAAGCGCUACGACGGCCUCAAGUAUGACGUGAAGAAGAUUGAGGAGGUGGUUUAUGACCUGUCAAUCCGAGGGUUGGCCAAAGAGCCCGAGUCUGCCUUGGACAAGUAGAUUUGGUGGUUGACUGUGGGAGACGGAGGAGGGUUGGGACCUCUCCAUGGCUGCUGCUCUUUACCCCACCUGCAAGGCAAGACCCAGGGAUCUGCCUGAGGCCCCAGCAGCUGAAGACAGACUGUGUGAGUGUUAGUGCAUAUCUGAAUGUGUGUUUGUGCGAAUACAUGUAUGAGAGGUGCUUUAGAAGGAUAGCAGUCUGUCAGAAGGAUGGCAGAGACGGUGACGGAGUUUGGCCCCCUUGUUCACGUCCGAAGAUCGAAGGGUCAGUUUGUAGCUGUUUUGUUUUUGGGUUUUUUUUAAAUCUGUUUUCUCAGCUUCAUCUGAUUCAUGUUGUCUCACUGAGUUGGUUUUGCAGCUGUUUCAUCUAAUUUGCAACAAUCACCUUUCUCCUGAUUAAAUUACAUUAUAAUGAUGUUCAAUAAGACUGGUGAAGAUCACCCAGAGUGGAGUAUUCCAGACAGACAGAGCUUAUUUUUUUUGUAGAUGUUUGUGUUUAUUUGUAAAAACGAAAAAACAAAAAAAAACAAAAAAAAAGAAAAUGAGAUGUGUUUGUGUUGUUUACCAGAUUAGUUGAAGCUUGGUGAUAUUGCGUGGGACUCAAAAAAUUAAUGCAUCCAAACAGACAUUCAGGAGCCUCAUUUAUGGAGGAAAUACUUGAUGCACCAAUCAGAUGAUUACAUCUAGAAUUUGAUACUCAGAACAGAAGACACUAACAACAAAUGAAUCACAUUCUAACCAGACUUUAUCAUGUCUGAUUUUCAUAAAGAAGCCUUGUGUUGGAUUUUUAUCUUUAGCACCUAACUUUGACAUACAUAUUUUUUCUUUACAAAUGAGGCUCCAGGAGUGGUAGCGCCAAAGAAUGACAAAGAUGCACUUCAAAUGAUAUAAAGUGACUGUGAUUAGUUGGAUUACAUUUUUUGUAGGUUAUUUCCCAACAGCGAGGAACUCUCGUGGGACAGUGCCAAUAAAUCUGUUAAGCCAUUUGAAUAUUUUGGAUGUCUAGAGAUGAGACUUUUUUUCUAGGAGUCUUGGAGCAAACACAAAAUAGUCAGAAUGUCAUGUACUGCAUGUGAUAUGUUUACUGUUUUUGUUGUUUUGUCAUCAAGAAAUGUUUGUUUCCUAUAAUCCAUGCUUCUGUUUGCUUCUAUAUUGUAGUGGAGCCAGAUUCACUCUCUUCCAUCUUGUGCUUUUGUUUCCUGGACUGAUGAGUGCAUUUCACUUGUACUGUUUAUUGCUGUCUUUGAAUCAGUUGUCCGAAAGUUGCUUAAAGUUACUGUAAAUAUAUUUCUAUAUUCUACA